AUGACUCGCACAAAUCCAUAUGGUGUCGCUAUUGGUGACAUCAAUGGAGACAACCAUCCAGAUAUAGCUGUUAGUCAUAUCGGCGAUACUAGUGUUGGCAUUUCACUAGGUGUUGGAGAUGGCAGUUUCUUUUCGCAAAGUUCAUUUGCCACUGGCUUCGCCCCAACUAUGGUUUCGGUUCGAGAUUUUAAUGGUGAUCAAUACCUUGACUUGUUGGUUGUUAACAAUGCUGGCAAUACUGUUAGCAUUCUGCUCGGUUAUGGUAACGGUACUUUCGCUCCACAAAAAACUUUUAAUACAUACUUCUAUCCUACCGUAGCCGUUGUAGCGGACUUCAAUCAUGAUAAUCGUUUAGAUUUCGCUGUCACCAACUAUGGUAGCAACAGUGUAAGUGUUCAUCUAGGCUAUGGGAAUGGCACUUUCCGAACGCGAACGUCGUAUAGCACCAUGAUCAAUCCAUGGGGAUUAGCGGUGGGUGAUUUGAAUGGUGAUCAACACAUGGAUCUACUCUCAGCCAAUUGUGCAAAUAGUACGAUGAGUGUACUACUUGGGAAUGGCAAUGGCACCUUUCGAGCAGCUGUUAACUAUAUGAUUGGAAGCUGUGCUUAUGCACUCGCGAUGGGUGACUUGAAUGGUGAUACUUACUUGGAUGUCGUCGCUGUCGCAACCUUUUCUAAUUAUUUUAGUAUAUUUCUUGGUGAUGGAACAGGCUCAUUCUUCCAAUGGUGGUCUUUUGUUACAGAUUACAAUCCGACAUCAUUGGUUCUUUAUGAUUUGAAUAAUGAUGGUCGACUUGAUGUCGUAAUUGGUCAUUACACAGGCACUGUAUCAGUAUUCCUAAAUACAUGCUAA
Molecule: messenger RNA, 852 nt
Organism: Rotaria sp. Silwood1
Lineage: Eukaryota; Metazoa; Rotifera; Eurotatoria; Philodinida; Philodinidae
Source: the annotation of a GenBank genome assembly